AAGUCAUCAACAGCAUCAGAACAAUAACCAUCAUCAUCCACAUCAAUCAAUCAAUCAAUCUUUGAACAAAAAUGAAGUUCACAACCACCACCGCCCUCCUCCUCGCCACCGGCAUCACCACCAUCGCCGCCAUGCCUUGGUCUACCAAGAACUCGGCCAAGACUCCCUCUCAAGUGUUUGAGGAGGACAUCACUCUCCGCAUCGAAGUCGUCCCCAAGACCAACAACAAGCACCACCACCAGCAGCAGCAGCAGUCUACGAAGAAAAAUGACUUUGCUAGAUUACUGAAGAACGGCGAUGACGAUGAUGAAAAGCCCGAGAUUUGCUGGAUGGCGUGUUUUAGUGAAAGCCCGAAUUGUCCUGAGGGAUGGCACUCAAAGCAGCAUGGUGAUUGCUGGACUUGCUGCCGGUCUAUGGGCGAGGAUAGCUUUGACUUGUAAGAUUGUCCUCUCUGGGCUGGGAUGAGGGCAGGAAAUCUUGUUUGUCUGCUAUCUGCGAACCGAGUGAUAGUGCUUGCGGCAAUGAGUGAUGAGGUCUAUGUGGAGAGGUAGUUAGGGUACUAGCCGAUAUGAAUUAUGAUGUGUGACGAGAGAGGUGACACAAGAUGCCUUCGACUCCUG
This is a messenger RNA of Neurospora tetrasperma FGSC 2508, 620 nucleotides long. RefSeq lists its product as uncharacterized. The coding region runs from base 72 to 440 and encodes 122 amino acids. The record is from RefSeq and is a predicted model, not a curated record. The transcript is spliced from 3 exons. NCBI's taxonomy places the organism in Eukaryota, Fungi, Ascomycota, Sordariomycetes, Sordariales, Sordariaceae.